Fopius arisanus is the source of this 6782-nucleotide messenger RNA. RefSeq lists its product as uncharacterized. Lineage: Eukaryota; Metazoa; Arthropoda; Insecta; Hymenoptera; Braconidae. Gene Ontology annotation, cellular component: cytoplasmic vesicle. Bases 896 to 5578 code for a protein of 1560 amino acids. The transcript has 5 exons. Gene Ontology annotation, molecular function: protein binding. The record is from RefSeq and is a predicted model, not a curated record.
AGAUUGUGCAGUUGAAGGGUAUAAUUUAAUGAACUCCAGGAGAUUGAGGAAGAGAGGACUUCUGCCAUGUGUAUUGUGUUAUUCUUGUUCUGCACCAGGUCGUAUUAAUAGAGAUCAAACUCAGCGUCGUGUCGUGUCGUGUGCAAGAUCUCUCCCGCGCGGAGUAAAUGCAAUCAUACCAGUUUGAGUCAGACUUUAGUCCAUGAAUGUGCUGAGUACUGAAUCCCUUGGAACUCCCUUGUGAAAGAAUAUCAAUCAAAUAAUCUAAAAGACAAUAGAGUUGUUAAUUCGUUGAUGGCGACAGUUGAUAAAGACAGUUAAUGCAGACAGUUGAUGCAGACAGUUGAUGCAGUCUUACCUGCUAAUUACUGGAGCUAAUUACUCAUUCUUCAGCAGUGAAUAACGUGAAAUUUUUCAAUUAAUGAAUAAUGAAGACUGUGAUGUGUUAAUACUCUAUGAAGCAUUGGCAAUUUCCUACGAGAUUUACAAUACCAAGAAGAUGGGAUAAAAUGAUUAGUCAUUAGGUCGGUGGCUGCCCAAUUAACCGGAGCAAUUGUAUCCUCACUUGUUGCAAUUUAGACAGAGUCGUCCCUCUCCACUCCAAUUGACGUAACAUCUAUUAAUAUCAAUCCUGGACAUCUAACUUCCUUUCAAUUGAUUGCUGAUAUGAUUUCCCUUUUUCUCUCGCUCAUAUGGCGUUUCCUGGGCGUUAUCUCUGUCGAGAAUCAUCGGAUUAAUUGUUGAUUCAGCAGUUGAGCCUAGAGAGAUUGAAAGUCUUCGAGCGAAUCCAGUGUAAUGUACUCAGAAGUGAUAAACAUUGUGAAUAUGCUGUGAUAGAGUUCUUGGUAUUUGAGAAUAAAGUGAGGGGUGGAGAAACAGGGCUUGCCUGCGUCAAAUGAUGCUAGUAGUUCUUUUAUGCGUCAUCAUGAAGAUAGCAGAGUUAUCCGUCGGCCCUCUGAAUUCCCCUUUGGCCAGGGAAUCAACGACUUGUGAUAAACCCAAACGCCGAUGUCGCAUACACGGACGCAAUGUCAAAAACAGAAACUACGGAAGAAAGAGCUGUGGCAGAAGAGCAACAAUGAUGGAAGAUCCUCAGACCCCGGGCUCUGACUGCAAUUCGAAUCCAGCAGAUCCAAAUUCUCAGGAUCUGAUAGGCUCGGAAUUUAUCCAGGACAACUCUGAUUACCAGUGGUUCAUUGAUUAUGGGUACAGGGAUGGAAGUCUCCAUGUUCAUCCAAGUGUCCUUUCUUCUCUGUCCAUGUCGUACACCCAAGAUGAUCUGGGUUACUACGACGAUUUGGCACGAAAUCUGGAUGCCAAUCUUGCUGAAGUGGAUAUGGAGAGUUUUCGCACUGCUGACAUACACACUCUCCUCACAGCUCUCCCAGUCAUGUGCACUGAUCCCGUCCAGCAAUCAGAGUUUAAUUACCAGAGGGAGCGUUAUGCCAGCAUUUCUGGCUCUGUCAUGGAGAAAAUCGACAUUGGCUCCUCCAUCAGUCCCCAUUCCAGCAGUCAGGGAGAAGAUUCGGCUUGUUCCACGACCGAUACGAUUUCCAUCUGCAAAUCAUCCCUACUGUUCUCCCCAGUGAAGGAGACACCGAUGUUGCCCCCCGGGGGAAGCUACAGUGUUGACUCUUUAGACUGUGAAGACAUGCUCUUGACUUGUCAAACGCAUAACAAAAACAAUUACACAAUAGCCUUCGAGGGUAGCAUGACGAUGUACUCAGACGCGUCCCAAGACUUCGAGAGCCAGGAGAAGAGUCAGAAGUCGAAUCAACCCCGCGAGACAUUCUACAACACCAAUAUUGACCUGAAGAACAUGAUGGACCUAUCGAUGGCCUGUUCUGACUCGAAAAUCUACACGACUUGGAGUAAUCUAAAGCACUCAUCAAACCACAAAGUAAUGAUACGUCAUGGCUCUGGUAAUAACAAUACAAUAGCAAAUCUGUCAUUAGCUGCAACAGCUCUAAGUAAAGCAGGAGCGACAGCGACCCCAGGAGUAGACAGUGAUCUAUUGAAUACAAAUAAGAGGAGCCAAAGUUUACCAGAUUUGAGAAAAGCCCCAGAUCUGAAUCACUCGAGUCUCCUGCCCCUAAACUUUUCAAUAGAUUCUGCAGAAUCCAAUCACCAGAAUCUCCACAACUCAGGAUUGAUGAGUAGAUCGAUAAACGAGAGCUCCACAAACAGCACAACAUCUGGGAAAAAAAUCCAAAACAUGAGUCUCGUUAAAUUAUUUAUGAAGCAAAAGAGCAUGAGUGCCGAGGGCAUGAGUCUGACCCUAGACCAAUCUGACUCAGCGAGUGACAACGACUGGCCUACGAGUAACAACAAUAGCAACAGUCACAGUAGCAGUGACACAAACACCAACACCCAAAUUCAUCGUAAAAAUAUUAAUGAAAAAUCCAACAUUCCAGAGAAUGAUUUCACAAUAAACUGGUUGAAAACCGAGUGCCACAGAAGUACAUCGAGCAACGAGGUCAGUUCCUCCAAUACAUCAAAACGUAUUCCAUCGAUAAAAGAAUUCAAGGAGGAGUCGCCCUCGGUGGAGGAGUUGUCCGAGAGCCUGUUGAAAUCGGAAGCAGACGUCGAUAAGAUUCACAUCGAUGAGAGACAAACACCGAGCCUGAGAAAAACAACAGGCAUCCAAACAAUAACCGAAGUAGAGGAGAAUGGAGUGCAGACCUCACUGCUGUACUCCCUCGGCCCACCAAAGAAUAAUAUGCCAUAUCUACGUGAGACUCUAGUCGACAAGAAACCGGUUUACGUAGUCUACCCAAACUACACACUCCCAGAUCUAUCAUUCCUCAAAGCCAAAGAAUCUCUGGAGAACAUGAUUUCCCUGAAGCCCCACGAGAGAAUCGGUUGUAAAAAGAAUGGAAGAACGACCCGUCCCUUCUCCUGCAACGACAUAGAGGCCCUCAAACAACGAGGCUUCUCUCACAUCAAAGACUGGGAGUCCCUGACCUUCCUCCUGCCCUCGGAGUACAGAAAAAUCCUUCACGAUGUGCCUGACAUCCCGAGGCAUGUUAAACUUGGGGAGGAAACGAGAAAGCCCUUGUUCUGUUUAUCACCUCCAAUGCGUCACCGGAUGAGAAUGAAUAAUGAUAUAACAGCAGCUGGAAACGUGUCAUCGAGCAGCAGUACAGCGACCCAACCCUCCUCAGGGUACCGUGGCUCCUCAACAAUUCUCACUGACUCAUCGUUGAACCCUCAGGGUGGCAGCAAUCCUCUCUAUUUAUAUCGUUAUGACAGCAUGAGUUCGGAGAAUAGCCUCAUCAACCAGGAUAGGAAGAAUGCUCCCCACCAGCCAGGACCGGCAAAACGAUCUGUCUCCCUUCCCCAGGGUGACGACAGAGAUACGAUUCCUAGUGGAAAAGUACCCCCAAGGCCUCCACUACCAAGAAGUAUCCUGCGAAAACCUCCAAAUUCAAAUAAACGCUACAGCAUGUUCGAGAUAGGAGUCGAGGAGGCAGAGAGACAGUCCACAGAAUCAAAUAAGAGAAUGUCCCUGCAGGAGCCCUACUACAUCAACAAUGAUCAUCAACUUCUGCGACAUGGGAGGAUCAUAGACUCCGACAAAGACGUCGAUGAAGUCGAGGAGAGGAGAUACGUCGAGAGGAUGAAGGAAGCUGCUGCAGCUAAUUUAAUCAUCUCCGAGGAUGAAUUACAUAUCGAUGAGACCAGACGACAGGAUGACAUAAAACAGUUGGAGGAGUUCCUCAGACGGAGUGGAUUCUCCUCAAACAGCAGUGACGAUGGUAGUGAGGAUUCUGAUAUUAAACUUCGAUCAUAUGUCAGAAAAUUCUUAGCUUUAAAAAUGAAUAAAGAUGUGGCAAAGGGUGCGGAGAUGCUGGAGUCCCAAAAGAAGACUGUGAGCUUCGCUGUCCACCAGCGUAAGGCACACUUGGCUAUCAAAGGAGAGACUAAUGGACUUGACAAUGAUAAAGAGAAUACUCAUGCAUUACCAAUAGAUUCCUCAGAGGGCAAGCCAAUAGAUCUGAACGACAGAUUCAAAUUCAUAGGUUCAGUGAGUAAAGCAGUGGAUUUAUUGAUCAGGUAUUGGCAGUCUGACCCGAAGGACGAGUACGAGAAAAAUAAUGAGUGCGCUCAGCUGUGCCUGAGCUAUUUGUGUCCUACACUGUACGCAAUAAUGACCAAUGGGCUGAAACCACAUUUAAAUUCUACAUUCGGCCCCAUCAGCAAUAGCGUAUGGCAGGUGGUCGAGGCAUCCUCCCAGCAGGGUCCACUGACAAAUACCCUGAACGAUCUAGUUCAGAAAAUAAAUAGUGAGGACUUCAUGACAGAGGGCCUCUUGAAGUUCCACGCCUUCGUCUUCGGCCUGUUGAACCUGCGAGCCUUGGACGCAUGGUUCGCCUAUUUGUGCACCAGAGAGUCAAUCCUGAGAAAGCACUACACCACUGGGAGUUUAUUCGUAGCAGCGCUAGGGUGUGCAGAGACAAGAGAAGUAAUCGACAAUUUUCUCGGUCUACUGCAGCCCCUCGCCUUUUGCCCUUUCGAGUUGGACCUCCUGUAUCAGUAUCGCCAGCUACAUAACAGUUUUGGCAAUGCCAAUGGCAUUGGAAGAGCUAGUGACUCGUCCAGAGAGCAUCUCGAGGUCAGCCCCGAGUACGUCACUCCUAGGGGAAUGAGUCCAAAGAAAGUUCGUCCGAGAUCCUGUGGAUAUGACGACACGAGGGUCGAUCCGGAUAAUGCCAUGAAGAAACGCUGGAGCAAUCUUAUCAGGACCUCCAAGGUGCCUCUGGAUGACUCUGAGGAUUACACUGACAGUCUCGAACACUCGCCUCUGAUGAACCGAGGAAAUCGCCGGCACCUGAGGACGACAACUCCAGAUCUGAAGGCUCACGACAAUGAUGAUAAUGAAGAGUGUAAUUCAAUUCCUGGUGAAUUGAAGUUCCGGAAAUUACAGGAGAAGUGGGAGCUGAUGAUGGGAAAGGAGGAGGCGAGAGAGGCACCCCUGCCAGGGCGAUCGUUCUCACCGAAUCAAACUCCCACUAGUGUUGGUAAAUCAAAAAUUCCACGGCUUCUCACUUCUCCCGUAAAACAAGUGUCGAAUGCACUAUCAGGAAAUCCUAAGAGCAAAUCACCUGUGAGUGGAAUUCCGACGUUGAAAAAAUCGAUACCCCCGAGCAAAUUGGUUCCCAAAAAACAUACAGAGAUCAAGUCCAAGGAGUUACCUCGGAGGACCAGUCGAGUUGAUCAGGAACACGUGGCUCCGACGGCAAGGCCCUACUUGACGAGACCUAGCUCGUUACCUUAUAAAUCCCACGGAAUAACUGCUAAAGAAAAGAAUUUAAUUUCCCCUCAGAGACGAGCUGCGUCCACUUCCUUGCCGAGGGCAAACACACCUGCUGCAUCGAAAAAUCCGUCUCGGAAGAAACCUCUCAAGGAGGUUCGAACGUUGUCCCACCGAUUGCCAUCGGACAAUGGCCACUUGUCUUUCAACGAGGGCGACAGAUUGAAAGUGAUACUGGAAGUCGACAACAAAUGGCUUCUCUGUGCUAAAGGCGAGCGCAAAGGCCUUGUACCACGAUCAUGCGUCCAACCGUAUCAAACUUAACAUACGGCAACUCCUGUUCCCAAUUAAAGCCAAGAUCAGCUAAAAAAACAACUGUACAGUGUAUAAAGGACAAAAUAUUUUAAAAGCGUUUGGUAAUAAUGGCAAAUACAGCUUAGUGAUCAGCGAUCGCCAAUUCUAAUAAAUUUGCCGCCUCUUUUUAUAAUGCUUCACCAUUUUUUACAUUUAAUUUGCUAGUUCGUCCCUCCAAGUGAGUUUGGAUAAUCCCUAGUCAUUCUGUCUGAUAAAAAAACACACAAAGAUAUAAGACGAUAUAUUGUGAAUUAUUAGUUAUUCUUGAUGAUGGCGAAGAGAAAUAUAAUUCUGAGGAAUUAGUACAUCAGUUAAGGGUUUGUCUAUAUCUUUUCAUAGUUUGCGCCUCUAGGAGAGUCAGUAAAAUCAUGUCAUUGGAAUUAUAAUUUAUAGAUAUGUUACAACUUUAACUGUGAUCGUAGCGUGUAGACUCAUGAGUUCACGAGCGGUAAUAAAUCAUUUCCUCGUUUCACCUCCGUUAAUCGUCUAGAAUGUUUAACAUCGAUGUUCCACGUGGUAACGUGGAAUAUUUGCGUUUUUUUUUUCAUUAAUUUUUAUCGUCCAGUGUUUAAGUCCAUAUCAUUACGAUGUUCACGGGAUUUCUGUUAUUCUCUGUAGUUCAUGUUUUUGCUUACUAUUAUAGAGUGUAAAGCCUCCUGAGAUCGUAAGGAGAAGAAAUUAUAGUAGCUACAUUGCUGAGAUUUAUUGCUUUAUGUACAGUCCAUGUGUGCCGCAGACUAAACAGAAAAUUAGAAAUGUGCAACAGCGAUUUGCCAGAUGAUGGGAAUCAUUACAGAGUUGAAAUUCAUACGGAUUUAUAAAAUAUAACAGUGGAGGAGGAGUAGUUUGUAUAUAUUCUAUAUAUUAAAUGUACAAGUAUCUCACUUUGGCUUUACUGACCGAAAAUCAUUAGAUGUUGUACUCAUUACGUUGAAAACUAAUGAUAAUUAUAUCGUAUUCUGUGCGGGGAUUAUUGAAAUUAAUAAGCAAUACAUAAAGAUGAUAUGAAAAUCACGGAUGCGAGUGAACAAGAGAUCUGGUUGAAAUUUUAGUAACAACACUCAUAACUGAGAAAACAUAUAAGUAUGUAUACAUUUACAUAAAUAAAAUGAUGAUAUUCAUGAUGGAAAAGUGUUUCGUCUGUUUUACAAAAUAAAUGAUCACUAUUUGAAAA